Messenger RNA from Blastomyces gilchristii SLH14081, 3086 nucleotides. RefSeq lists its product as uncharacterized. Gene Ontology annotation, molecular function: protein kinase activity; ATP binding. Gene Ontology annotation, biological process: protein phosphorylation. The transcript has a single exon. The record is from RefSeq and is a predicted model, not a curated record. The coding region runs from base 171 to 2438 and encodes 755 amino acids. Lineage: Eukaryota; Fungi; Ascomycota; Eurotiomycetes; Onygenales; Ajellomycetaceae.
AUUUGUUUACUUCUUGUCAAGUGACUCAUCUCAACAAAGAAGAACAAUACUUCAGUGUGCUGCCACCCUUGCACUGAGGACUUCUAAAAAUCCUUAUUACAUUCUGCCAUAGCGAAGUUUUAUAACUCAACAUCUUGCCUGCACUGGCCUGGUAGGAACAGUGUCACAGAAUGAACAGCCGAGUACAACAGCUACUGGCUGAACUCGAAGAAGAGCGGGCAUUACGAGAAGAAGAACGGGCAUUACGAGAAAUUGCGGAAGCACAGGCGGAAAAGGAAAGAGGACUACGACAAGAGGAACAGCGACGACGCGAAGAGGAACAGCGACGACGCGAAGAAGCAGAGAGCCUUACUGCAGAUACCCAGCCUACCACAUUUCUACCCUUCCUCCAUAACUGUCACAAGCUCUUACUCGCAAUCCGCAUCGUGACAGACCCAACAAGAACCACUCAGGGUAUUGUAACCAAGCCAGCUAAUCGGAGGGUUCCUUCGCGCAUCAUAAUAUGUGACAAGUUCUUUGCUAAGCAGGAGGCAGUCUGGAGGAUUCUCAAUGAUCAUCCAUUGUUUCUGAUGAAAAAGCAGUUUCCAUCAAAACAUCAGCUUGAGUAUGUUUGCAAGGUCCUCAGCCCGAUCACUGCAGAAUCAGAUCUUCGAUACUAUGAACGAGAGACAGUGGAGAACCAGGUUCGCAAUAUUGUUGACCAGAUCACUGAAGACAUAAGUCUCAAAGAGGCAUUUGGACUGCGAGGCUCAAUCACCUUUGACAGCCAUACAAAUGUAGGAUGUCCACAGGAGAGCUUGCUGAGUGGAGAGGGGAAGGACCUGUCAAUCAACUCAGAGACUGCACCAUCGGCCAAAGCUAAGAGUAGAGGUCAGAAGAAAAAGGAGCCCACCGCAGUCACAAGAGGGCAAGCGGAUCGCUUCUGUAUCUACCACCAGGAUGGCGAUGAUCACAUCCCCGCCAUCGCGAUCGAAUAUAAGGCGCCUCACAAACUCACGCAGGCUGAGAUGACUACAGGAUUGAGGGAAGAGAUCCGACCUGCCCGGGAUGUGAUCAAUCAGGAGUCUGAGGAUGUUAUCUUCUGCUGUAGAAGACUUGUCGCUGCAGUCAUCACCCAGCUCUUCUCCUACAUGGUGCAGAAACGUGUACGAUACGGCUAUGUCUGCACUGGAGAAGCCUUCAUCUUUGUGUACAUCUCAGAUGAUCCAUCUUCAGUUCAGUGUGCGCUUUGCAUACCGGGUCGGGAUGUCAAGGGGACCGAUGAUGAUGAUCUUCAGGGGACAGCUGUCGCGCAGGUCCUGGCAUUCACCAUCAGAGCAUUGACCUCACCACCAGUUUCCCAGCAGUGGAGUGAUGCUGCUGAUGAGCUUGAUGUCUGGCCUGUGGAGUAUUCCGACAUCCUAGACCAGACUCCACCUGCCGCUCGCCUGAAACAUGCCUCUCCAUUAUACCACGGCAGACGCUCUCACAACCUUUCUCCCUUCAGAAUGACACUGCGAUCCGGAUGUCGGCCCUCUGAAAACAAACGCCGAGCGACAAGCUCCCCCUCGCCGUCUCCUCCCCCAUCCCCUUCCCUUACACCGCACUCCGGGCCCCGUGGCCGAGCCAGAAGAGGAGGUCACAUCCAGUCUGCAAAGCCCAGAGAGACUCCAGGACAUGGGGAGGGCACCCAGCGGAUGCCCAAUGCUAUUGAGACCUUGACCAUCAAGACUCGCCCAUACUGCUCUCAGCGAUGUCUCCUCGCGCUUAGGGACAACACCCCUCUUGAUCCCACGUGCUCCAACUACGAGGUUCACAGGAAGCACCGGAUCAAGGCAGGCGAAUUCCGUGCUCUUGUCCAGAAGCAACUUGCCACAGAUCGUGGCCCAGAUGCUGACUGCUGUCCACUCUACAAGGCAGGAAGUUGCGGCACACUGCUCAAAGUGAGACUUUCAUCGCAUGGGUACACCUUGGUCGCCAAGGCCGUGGAAUCCAAGAAUAAAGAUAAACUCCAGCAUGAAAGGAAGGUCUACAAUCAGCUCCGAGACCUUCAAGGCGAAUGCAUCCCAGUCUGCCUUGGUGUUGUCAAAUUGGAGCCAAAGCGCCCCUAUUACCAUGAAGAAAAAAUCCACACCCAUAUUUUACUUCUGAGUUGGGCGGGAGAAUCAAUCGAAAAAGCUGGAACGCUUAGCCCCGCGAAUAAACGGUCCACAGUAUGCCGUGCCCUUCAAGCCAUUCACUCGAGGGGGAUUCUCCAUGGCGACGCGGAGCCGCGAAAUAUACUAUGGGACCAGGCCUGCGAACGUGUGAGGGUGGUUGAUUUUGAACUGGCCACUAUACAGCAGCCUCUCUCCGAUGCGUCCACCAACAUUGUAAGAAAGAGAAAAGUGAUGUCAACUUGUUUCAGCAAAGAGCUUCAACACAUUGAGACUGUCUUUGAGAUACAAGACUUGAAAUGACCGAUUCAUUGAACUUGUGAUCAAUAAUUUCCUAAUUUCCUUUCUUGACAUUGUAAUUCUCGUGCCUGUACUCCACAAUUUUUUUUUUUUUUUAAUUUUUGUUUCACUAAUUUCACUACACCUGUAAUGAAGUGGAAGGGUAUUUCUAGCCUAAGAGAGCUCCUUGCUUGAGCAUGCUGUCUACCUACUCUUCUUAUCUCAUAAACUUCUUUGUUCAGACACGCUUCAAUCUGAGUCUCAUUCAUGCUUACUUCUGAUCGCACUGCCAAGACACAAAAUUUCUCAAUGACAUCAUUGUACAUAAUUCUGAAAUCUAGGAAUAGAAACUGACUCACGAUUAAAAAUGCAUCAGUCUUUUCAAAUCACAACAAACAGAAACAUAGCUGCUAGCAUCAACAUAUAAAAUAGUGAGUGACAGAGAGUAGUGUCAAGCUUAAUAGAAAGUUCGUGGAAAGCUACAAGAGACAAUCUGGAAAACAUAAUAGUGUAGAAACAAAUCAUAUCAGAUAUUAUUUAAAACUUCUGUAUGAGAUUAUAUUUCAAUCAACCGCUCCACCACGAACUUGCUCGAUUUUUCGAAUAAGAACCCGCUAAUAGAUCCAUCGAAAAGCCCUCAAUCAUACAAGCAUUUUGACCCCAUCGCCGACC